GCCCUCAUGGGAACUUCCUGUAGCGAUGGCUGCGGCGGUGGCCGGGAUCCUCCGAGGAGGUCUCCCGCCCCGGGCGGCUUGGCUGCCCACCCUCCAGACUGUGCGCCAUGGCUCCAAGGCUGUGACCCGCCACUGGCGAGUCAUGCACUUCCAGCGGCAGAAGCUAAUGGCUAUAACUGAGUAUAUUCCUCCCAAACCUGCCAUCAACCCGAGAUGCCUGCCACCUCCUCCCAAGCCCCCCAAGGAGGAGUCAGGCCUCAUCCGGCUCCUGCGUCAAGAUAUAGUAGCAGUUUUUCGGGACAACCGAAUGAUAGCUGUCUGCCAGAACGUGGCCUUGAGUGCAGAGGAUAAGCUGCUCCUGAGACACCAGCUACGGAAACACAAGAUCUUCAUAAAAGUCUUCCCCAGCCAGGUCCUAAAGCCUUUUCUAGAAGAUUCCAAAUACCAAAAUCUGCUACCCCUUUUUGUUGGACACAACCUGCUGCUGGUCAGUGAGGAGCCCAAGGUCAAGGAAAUGGUGCGGGUCUUAAAGAGCGUUCCUUUCCUGCCACUACUGGGUGGCUGCGUUGAUGACACCAUCCUCAGCAGGCAGGGACUCGUAGACUAUGCCAAGCUGCCCAGCCUGGACCAGCUACAGGGGGAGCUGGUAGGAGGCCUUACUCACCUCACGGCCCAGACCCGCUCCCUGCUUCAGCACCAGCCAGUCCAGCUGACUUCCCUGUUGGAUCAGUAUGUCAAACAGCAAAAUGAGGGAGACUGUGCCACAUCAGCCAAUGGGAAGCUACAUCCUCCUGAUCCUGCUCCAGAUUCCUAGCCGGCCUGUUUUACCCAGCUCUGCCCAUAAACACACUCCGUCCCUGUUGUCUGUCUUCUUGUCUGGCAGAGAUCUAGAAGAAUUUGGAGUGGGGAGUGGCCUUGUGUGACUUGGCUCUCAUUCACAAUGACCUCCUUGGGGACAGGCCUCUUGAUGAUACAGAGAAAUUCCAUUCCAGAGUGAGGCUGCCCAUUGUCCUUGGUUUCACUGAUCGCUGUCUUUAGUUGUUCCAACCAGGGACCGAUAGGAACAGUCUUCUUGUCCUCCCUGCACCAGGCAGAGGAUGGAGACUGUCUUGCCCAGCCUCCUCACCCACUACCCUGUGCUCUGUUCCCAGUCCACCUUCUCAGUGCUCAUGCCACGGUGGACCAGUUAGGCAGACUUGUGAAUGGCACCUGCUGGGUCUUGUGCCAAGCACUCUACCACCAGAUGCAGGUGCCAGCUCCUUUCGUCCUCACCACUCAGGAAACAGCAGAGAAGUUUGAGUUCUGGAUAAGGUCUCGAAUUCAGUUCUCUGAAGCCUCAAAUUCUCAAAGUAGAACUUCUUCAUAAAGUUACCCACGAGUGGGGCCUGGUGGGCUCAGACAUUUAUGUUCCACACUUCAGUGUGCUGGGCUGUCGAAAGAAUAGGGAAACUGCUUUGUGAUAAAAAUAAAAUAAAUUUUACUG
This is a messenger RNA of Mus pahari (shrew mouse), 1483 nucleotides long. RefSeq names its product mitochondrial ribosomal protein L10 (gene Mrpl10). NCBI's taxonomy places the organism in Eukaryota, Metazoa, Chordata, Mammalia, Rodentia, Muridae. The transcript has 5 exons. Gene Ontology annotation, cellular component: mitochondrial large ribosomal subunit. The record is from RefSeq and is a predicted model, not a curated record. Gene Ontology annotation, molecular function: structural constituent of ribosome. Gene Ontology annotation, biological process: translation. Bases 26 to 814 code for a protein of 262 amino acids.